Homarus americanus (American lobster) is the source of this 583-nucleotide messenger RNA. RefSeq names its product pro-resilin-like. The record is from RefSeq and is a predicted model, not a curated record. NCBI's taxonomy places the organism in Eukaryota, Metazoa, Arthropoda, Malacostraca, Decapoda, Nephropidae. Gene Ontology annotation, cellular component: extracellular matrix. The transcript has 4 exons. The coding region runs from base 96 to 491 and encodes 131 amino acids.
AGGAGCAGACAUAUGGUGAGUGAGGGGCUGGUCAGUAUAAAGGCAGACCCGGGCUGGAUACAAGCACCAGUCACCCACCACCAACACUACACAACAUGACUCAAAAGGCAGCUCUAAUGAUGGUGAUGGUAGUGGGUGUGGCUCUCGCUGCCCCUUCCGAUCCCUACGGACCUCCACCACAAAAUGGUUACCAGUCGGGGAUGCCACACAACUUCGCCUACACUGUGAGGGACGAGUACGCCGGCACCAACUUCGGCCACAGCGAGGACUCUGACGGCAACACCGUCCAGGGCACCUACAAUGUAGACCUCCCUGACGGCCGCAAGCAGACGGUGACCUAUGAGGCUGAUCACUCCAAAGGUUUUAUUGCCGACGUCCAGUACUACGGCGAGGCCCGACAUCCUGACCAAUACAAUCCCCCCGUCACCUUCAAGCCCCAGUCUUAUGGCCAGCCCCAGCCCUCAUACCACCCCCAACCUACCUAUAACUGAAAGCUACUGCUACUGCCAUUACCUUUCACCAUGACCAAAGUUACUGUUGUUUAAAAUGUGUUACUGUUGACAAUAAAUUUUAGCUUAUUCCA